Molecule: messenger RNA, 1960 nt
Organism: Betta splendens (Siamese fighting fish)
Lineage: Eukaryota; Metazoa; Chordata; Actinopteri; Anabantiformes; Osphronemidae
Exons: 6
Coding region: 963-1706 (247 amino acids)
Source: RefSeq, a predicted model, not a curated record
GCUCUGUGGAAUAUUUGAGCAUCUUUAAGCUCACGCUGUCAAUUUUACAGCAACGUAACUCUUCAUCUGUGAUGUUUUAUGCAACUGAAUUCACAUGUAAAAACCUGUAUCACACCCACUCUCCAUUAGCUGAGUACAACUGACAUGGACCCUGGAACCUCCUGGAGUCUCUGGCUCUUUAGCUGCUGAGCUGAACCAUCAAUGCGCCGUAAAGCAAAACCCUCAGCAGAGGCUCAGUGUUAAUGGCUCACCUGUCUGUCACUAUGAAUGACUCUCACCUCAUCAGGAUUCCCAACACCACAUUCAGUUGGAUUUCAGCCUUAGAUGUUGGUGUUGUGGUUCAGGUCUCAUUAGAAAACACUUAUUGUACUGAUUCAGAGUCAGUUUUACAGUUUAAGCUCUCAGUGUUUAAGCCCAUGUCUGUCCCAUCAUUUCAGUGCUCGUAUACGUCCAUGCCAGUGGCCACCUAUGCUACAGUGACUGUGGUUACACUGGGCUCACGCGUAAGAGGUUUUUCACAUCAUAGUUCUUGAGUAUUUUUCCAUGUUUUUUACCUGCACAGCUGAAAACCACUCAGUUCUCCUGUAAAGCUCUGCGGCUCGUGUUGGAGACGUGGAGAACAUGACUCACUCACUUUCCCUACACAGAUGUGAUAUAGUUUCAGGUUUGGGCUUGUCGUAAACUAUUUGAACCAUAGGUGUGUUUGACCUCACCUGCACAGUCUGUACAAGAUAAUGGUGCUGCCAUCAGUACAUCUCCAUGGAGACACGAAAAUGGCAGCAAGUCAGAUUCUCACAUGUCAGAGUAAUAUGUGAGGUGAGAAUGUGUGAUUUAUAUAGUUCACGUUUGGGUUUGUAGGACAUGAAGCAGGAGGAAGAUUCUGAAAACCCCCAGAGGAAACAAGAUAAUGGUCUAAUACUGACUAUUAGUAUUACUAGUAUUUACUCUUCACGUGUGGGCAGAUGUGGAUCUGUGUGUGUCUGCAGGACUGCGUGGACCUGCUGCAGCAGCGCUUGGCUUUUCUGGUGGAGGAGAGCUCCCGCGACACGGAGCUGCUGCGGCAGGUCAGCUCAGAGCUGCUGUGUCUGCAGAGCUCCGAGGUGAAGCUGGAGGGCCUGGUGGAGGAGCUGCAUGCCGAGGCCCAGCACAGAGCGGCCGUGGCAGAGGGCCUCCGGGCGGAGCUGCACGCUGAGGCCCAGGGCCUGCACACGGAGCUGCGCAGGAAGUCGGUGGAGCUGGAGAAGCUGCAAGACGUCAACAACACUCUGACAGAGGAGCUGAAGGAUUUACACAGAACUCAUCAGAAGGAGGUGAGCGAGCUGCAGCAGGAGAACGAGAGGAGUUUGGGGAAACUACAGGAGACGGCGGAGCAGUUUGAGUGGCUGUGCCAGCAGCAGCGAUACUGGAUGUGCUGCGUGAAGAGGUUCAAAGACUGUCUGAUGGAGGAGCGAGAGGCUCUGCUGCAGCAGGUCUGUAAGCUGCAGCAGAGGGCUGAGAAGCUGAAGAUGAGUUCAGGCCGACCCGGUCCCACGCGGAGCCUCAUCUGCCCCCUGCAGGACCCGGAGCGCUGCGACAGCGGCGGUGGUUCAGCCUGGCAGGCGGAUGCAGAGAAUGACCUCCAGCAUCAGAUGGAGUCAGAAACGCUGUAUGAAGAGCUCUUUCACCAGUCUGGGACUCCUAUCAACGGAUACCAAAAACCUCCGUGAGGACAGAAACCAGGAGCCCGGCCUCGUCUUCCUCCUCUCCCCACCUUCUGCAAACCAGGAGAUAAAGACUAGAUGUUUGUUUGUGCGGUCAGUGACGUGGAAAACCUCCAAGUCAUUGUCUGCAACGAAACGAACCCUGUUGGAAAAACAAACCUGUGACUCUGGACGUUCACUGUUUAUCCUCCUCUAUUGUUCACCUGCCUUGAAAGGAAUGUGCUGCAUGAUGUACGGCUGAAUUAAAGCUCCCAACGGCU